This is a messenger RNA of Phytophthora sojae, 2988 nucleotides long. RefSeq lists its product as hypothetical. The transcript is spliced from 4 exons. The coding region runs from base 1 to 2988 and encodes 995 amino acids. Lineage: Eukaryota; Oomycota; Peronosporomycetes; Peronosporales; Peronosporaceae. The record is from RefSeq and is a predicted model, not a curated record.
AUGAAGACGCCCGUUGCCUGUGGCGAAGAGGAGAGCACGAUCGAUUCAACGUCAUGGCCCACCAAUCGCCUCAGCUACAUCGAGUUGAGUCCACAGGGCAAGGCGACAAUCGACAAGCUCUUUGACGGACGAAGCGAUACGCCACUGCUCAUGAAGUGGGUGAUGCUGCACAAGUCGGGGUCCAAGUUCCGCCCCAGGCUCUUCGUGAUCUCUGCUCUCCGGCUGUGGAUUCUGAAGCAGCACAAAGUCUUCGGCAAGUCUCUUGUGUUGCGUCGGGAGUACCAGCUGAUGCACGUCCAGAAGCUCACAGCACUGCGAUCGCGGUCGCCAUCAGCCGCAAACUCGUCGACAUCGUCAACUAUAUCCAUCCGCAUCGUUGUUUUGCCCAAGCAGGUGGACGGAUACUGUGAAGAGCCUGUAAUGCUGCACUUUGACCCAGGCACACACUCGGAGAGCUUCGUGCGACUCCUUCAGCGGCUGCUACACGCGCUCCGAUUGACUUUCUCACAGCAGCAGCCACCGCCGAUGAAGCUUCCGCCUGAUUGCCACUGGCAUGAAUUCUUCCCAGACGAGGGCGAGAACCAGGAUGAAGAGCGUCAGGUCGCACGUUCGACUGCGUCUACCCAGCAGAACCCAUUUUUCACUGCGAUGACAAUGGCGUAUCGUGCCUUUUGUGACGAUUUGGGGGUUCGCUUCCGUGACAGCGUACCAAUUCGACUUGAGGAAUGUGCUACUACGUCUGGAUGUAUGGAUUUCCAGUAUUGUCUUGGCUUUCCGCGUGGAGUUGACGGCUACGAGCAGCAUGAACACCCUCAAACAGCGCUACAAGCCUUCACUCGGGCUAUUGUUGUCGCGUGCUUCCCUUCCUCCGCUCAGUCCGUGGCAAGUUUCCAGUCAAAAGAGAUCCAAGCUUUAGUAAGAACACUGGAGUGCUCACGGUGCUUCACAGAGAUUGUCAUCAGCGACCUGGCGAUGGGCCACGCGAGUUUGGCGAUACUUUUCCAAUCUCUGCUGUCACCCCAGUCCACGAUCGAAGGGUUCACAUUGACCAACGUGCAGCUGUCUGUUCGAGCACUGCGCACUCUUCAAGGAGUUACACAGGAGAUUGCAAUGCGGCAAAGCAAUUCCAAGAAGAAAUUGUCACUCAAGUGCUUGGAUUUCUCAUUCAACCGGUUCACAGUCGCUAUGGCCACGGAGCUCGCAAAUAUAUUGCACCAACUGCCUAAUGGCCUGGAGCUGCUUCAGCUUGAGCGAUGCGGUCUCUCAACGGUAUCGUCCUGUCGGAUCGUGGAGGCUUUGUCGACUACCGAAGCAUUUGGAGUAUUGCUACUGGAGUUGAACAUCGCAGGGAACCAUCUCGGACUGGAAGGUACCAAGCAUCUGGCCACUUGGAUCACUAGAACACGAGCUCUCCAGCGGCUCGACGUGUCACGUACUCAACUCGACAUCAACAUCUUCGCUCAGGCUCUCAAGCUCAACACCAUGUUGCACGAGUCCUCACUCGUUCACCUUGAGUUGUCGUACAACCAGAUGCGCACACAAGCCAGUGAGGAUCUUGGUGUCAUCCUGGGGAAGUCCAAAAGCCUGACGACGAUCAUCUUGCGCGGCAUGAAGCGCUAUCGACACUUCCACCGGUUGUUGCCUCCUCAGCUGCAGAAGGAAGGCACGCUCUUGGCUCUCUCCGAAGCUGCCGUCGUGGCUCAAACUGCAGCGGCACGCAGGAAUGGACGGACCGUCCACCGCGCUGACGGCCUUCGCAAGCAGUUCCUGCGAAAUAUUCUGGCCCCAAUGUUUGCGAACACGGAUCGGGACUGGGAUUGCACGUGUAUGGUCGACUUGAGCGACAACGAUCUGAGCGGCCACCGAGCUGAGGUAUUGGCGAAACUACUGGACGAGUCUCCUUGGGCAACGCGGAUGUCGCUACGACUGGAUCACUCGCGGCUUCACGAUGAUUCGGCUGUGCUGCUUCUUCACUCGAUUCGAGGCUGCAAGACUCUAGCCUCGCUGAGUCUGGAAGGAAAUGGCUUCAUCAAGCGCAACGCUCAUCGUAAACGCCAACUGCAGAACGAGAAAUGCUACAGUGAAGGCGUAGCUCCUUCUAAUCCCAGUGAGGUCGAACAGGCCGGAGCGAAUGCCUUGGCGAUAAUGCUCGGAGGAGUGCUGGACUGCACCAACUAUCAGAACGCUGGAUUUCGACUGGGGGCGCGUGAAGCUGCGAUUGCUGCGAUGCACUCAUCAGCCACGAAGCCUCUGCGUUUGAGGGAGUUGUCUUUGAAGUGCCCAGGCUCCUACGUCUUCGGCACCCACAUCGUUACGGCUGCUGUCCACGCGUUGGCGAAGCCUAACGCCCAGCUGAGGAUGCUUGACGUCACGGGCAAUGCGUGUGGAGACGCGCUGGCUCAAGCUCUCGGUGAGAUGCUGCCUAAGAACAAGAGCUUGCAGGCGUUGUACUGGGACGGCAACUGCAUCACUGUCGACGGUUUCCACCAGUUCUACGACGGACUCCUGCAAAACCAGACGCUGAUAAUGGUGGAGAUGCCGAUCCAAGAUACUCGACGGAUCUUGGAGGAGCAGCAGGAUCCACCGCGCGAGAAGCUCUUCAGUAUCCUGGGCAAGAUCUUCAAAAUUACGGAGAGGAACCAAAUCCUAGCCAAAGAAGUGAAGGAUCGAAGAGCCGAAGCACUCAGUGCUCGAAAGCCGAUUGAGCUGGAAAUCAAACGCGAGCUCGAGUCUGCAGGCUUGGCACUGGAGAAGUGUUCUUCUCCUAAACGGGCAAUAGGUGGUGGUGAUGAGGAAGAGGACGAAGAUGUCGAUCUGUCAAGUGCACGCUCGUCCGCUCGAAGGAGCCUCUCCAGACAAACCAGCGCUCGGUACCCGACACGGAUGCAAUCUUGGAGCAGGCAGAGCAAUGGCGAGGACUUCAUCUCGCAGCUCAACGAGCUGGACUCGCUCACCUCGUCGUUCUCACGCACCCCGUCACACAUGUAA